Messenger RNA from Owenia fusiformis, 1095 nucleotides. The record is from the annotation of a GenBank genome assembly. Lineage: Eukaryota; Metazoa; Annelida; Polychaeta; Sabellida; Oweniidae.
CACAAGCGGUCAUAUCAAGAACUAGAAGACCGGAAGUCAUGUUUCCAGUUAGAAAAUGUUUGCAAGUUUUCUCAAAUAUCAAGAAUGUUACAAAUCCUAUUAAUAAGGUGAGCAUCCGGGGCAAGUACUCAAAACCAAGACCUUUUGGAAGAAGUUUAUUCUGGGAUGAAAACACAGACCCAAAGCCUGAUGAAACACUUCGCUGGGCACACAGGGAAGUGAAACCGUGGGAGAAGCCAAAAAUGGACAGACUGUUACAACCAAAGCAAUACACAACAAUGGCAGAAGCACCACUUGGAAAAAUUUAUGAUAAAAAGCCUUUUAAAUUUUUGGUGGAAGAGGGGAAAACAUAUGCCUGGUGCACGUGUGGUGCUAGUAAAAAACAGCCAUUCUGCGAUGGAAGUCAUAAAAAACUGGAUGGGUCAUCAUUCAAGAAAACAACUCCAAUGUUUCGUCCCCAUAGAUUCACAGCAGAUGAAACUAAAGAAGUUUGGCUGUGCCAGUGCAAACAGACUAGCAAUAGACCUUUCUGUGACGGUACACAUAAACGGGAUGAUAUCCAAGAGAGGAAACUAUAGGGAAGUGACAAACACUAAUACAUAUAAUUAUAAACAGGAGGAUUAUAUUCAAGAACGGAAACUACCACCAUAGUGUAUCGAAGGAAUAAAUAAAUAAUUACUCACAAGCGAAAUUUUGUUCAAAAGUUUUGUCUAGGCUACUACAAAAUUAAAUUAUAUCAACUUUUGAAAUAGAGAUAUUUUUUCUUGGUGAAUGAUCGCCACCUUACUCAGCAUUGGAGUAUUACCGGCCUACUGGGGAUCUACUCAAGCUCAACAGUUUACAUAUAACAGUUUAUAAUCUACUCAAUCAUUCGGAGCCCAUGACGUGUUACUCUCUUAACAAUGGCAUAAUUUAGUCUCUGGGUGUACAGUGCACAUGGCCUCAAGAGCCCAAACUUUUGUACUUGUACAAUGCACGUGUUACUAGUACAAUGUACAUUGUACUUGUUAGCAUAAGAAUCUGGAUUUGAGAUACGCACAACAUUUGUUUUUACACUGAAACACAUUGAUACAUGUUAAGGACAGGUCAGGAGAG